Molecule: messenger RNA, 752 nt
Organism: Ctenocephalides felis (cat flea)
Lineage: Eukaryota; Metazoa; Arthropoda; Insecta; Siphonaptera; Pulicidae
Exons: 2
Source: RefSeq, a predicted model, not a curated record
AUGUUAUCCUACAUGCUCCCCGGUGAAGGAAAAUCUUCAUCCCCUCACCAUGUUCACCAGACGAUGUCAAAUCAGCAGAAGUCGAGGCUUCAAUUGGACUUAGAUACAAAUUCUUUGGAAUCUGCCCAGAAUUCUGCACCUAAGAUGACCCCUAUUAUCAGAACUGUCGAAGUCACAGAAACCAGAUAUAAGGAAUUGAGGCAUCCUGUUACUGGCCAAGUUUUAGAUGCCACCAGAGACCAAAAUGUCCAGGAGAUGGUUUUUAGUAACCCUCAAAUUUUAAGAGAUCGACUGGAAAAGACUAUGAUUAAACAGACUAACAGUGGACAGGUACCUUUCGAGAAAACAACUUACACCAAAACCCAAGCAUAUCCAAUCCACCAACAAUUCACCACAAACAAUAAUAACACAUCAGAAAAAUCGCCCUACAUGCAAAUUUCUGGCGUCAUAAAACACCAACCGGCUCUGUCUACGAAAAACGAAAUAAAUCGACAAUUUAUCUCAAACGAAUCGAACAAACAAAGGAUUCCAACGAACGCUACUGAUUUUCAGAAGAUAAAUAUGUCCAAUAACGAUAGUUCGAUGUCGAAUAAGUAUUUUAAUGAUAGUGGUGUCAGUACUGGUGAUGAGGAGUCUGGUAGUGCUGCAGGGGGCCCUGCAACCAGCCCUUCGGCGAGUGAUACCAGUACGCCACUGGCUCAUAAUGCUGGGAAGAAGUUGCUGCAGGGACAGGGAAAACCAGGACUUAAGAG